Thlaspi arvense is the source of this 150-nucleotide messenger RNA. The record is from the annotation of a GenBank genome assembly. Lineage: Eukaryota; Viridiplantae; Streptophyta; Magnoliopsida; Brassicales; Brassicaceae.
AACCUUUGCUCUGUUUCUGCUGGAUUCUUCAGAUAUAUACGGAAGUUACUAAUUCAAUCACUUCAGUUAAAAAUAGACGAAUCAAGUCUCCCGUUAAUGGAGAUAAUUGGAUCAGGCAUGAUCCUUGUCUACUUAACAUCAAAUAAAUGA